This is a messenger RNA of Diuraphis noxia (Russian wheat aphid), 4028 nucleotides long. RefSeq lists its product as uncharacterized. The record is from RefSeq and is a predicted model, not a curated record. NCBI's taxonomy places the organism in Eukaryota, Metazoa, Arthropoda, Insecta, Hemiptera, Aphididae.
UGCAGUAGACGACGUGCCUCCUCGUAGAAUGUCGGCCGUUGCUUGUUUGGUGUUGUGCGUCUAAAAAUCACGUGUUUUACGUAAAUAAUAAAAUAAUUGCGUUGUUGCAAUUUGCAAUACACGUGUUACUGGUGUUUGUAAGUGCGAAGUGUGUGUCGGAAUAAUAUGUCGAUAUAAUUUAUUGUUUACAAAUCACAAUAUAAUAAUAAUAAUCUUUAUUUCUUAUUGGCACACGGACAUCGUACUAGCACGACUGUAAUAGAUAUUACGGCGGUGGCGGCGGCAGCGGCAGUAGCAGCAGUGGUAGCGACAACUCGACGCCACUACCACCAUUACCAACAUCCAAGUACGCGACAACCAGUCGCCGCCAUAAUAUCACCAUCCGUGACGGUUUACAGCAAUAUCGUCACCAACCGUAAUUGCCAAUAAUAUUACCACAACCACCGCAAAUCACCAUCACUACCUGCUGACAAGACAGCACAGACCGUCAACAAUACUACUCGCGUCGACUGCAACGACCACCCGGACGUCGCUAUGCAGGCGUCCACGUCACCCGGGUCCACCCGACGGCGACCGUCUGCCUUGCACGUGGACGGCGCUGGCAGUCAGCGCACCACAGCCACUACCACUUUUUCGUCCGUUGACCGUCUGCUGGCGGACAUCGCGUUCCAGCGGCAGAGAGAACGGCAACGCGUSGCCGCAGCUAGCCGGCAGAGUCAACGACGUCGUGAAGACGGUCAACGUGAAGCUGCAACUUCGGCCAUGGAAGGAACAGUGACUAAAGCUGGAGUAACAGCCACCGGAUCUGAGCUCGAUGAUGAGGCGGCRUCGGCAUACUGGUGGACCGACGUGUUCCUCCGAUAUUUUGUGUUCGACGAGGACUGCACGAAAACCGCCACCACGGCAGACUCAGAUGACUUGUUGUUUUUUGUGCGGCGCCGUCGAAAUAAGCGCAAGUGCAUUAAACGCCGGCUGUCCUCCCAACGUCGGCGACUGGUUACUUACGACACCCGUGCUUACCGUAAACAACAGCAUAACCAACAGCAGCAGCAACAACAGCAGCAAAAGCCGACUAUGUUGCCGAUCGGCGAUCCGGCCGUCUUGUGGCGGCACACGGUGUGCCUGAACGCCAUCGUUCAUCGGCUGAGGUACACGCUCACAGUGGCCGUGUGUACGCGUGUGCCCAGAAAGGCAGCUGCCUCUUCCUGUUUCAGUAGUUAUGACGGGUCGAAAGCAUUCUUAUCAGCCGACGGGCAAGRAGAUUGUGAAUUUGACCUGCAGUUGCUGUCGCGCCACGUACACACAGUGUACGCAUCCACUAGUGGUCGGCGUAUGGACGCAGCGAAAGGACCUAGAGAGCGACCRGUAUACCCCGCUGUGUGCUGGGCCGUUGACGAUUUCGCCGAGGCCUUCCGRACGGUARUUGUACGUCCCGGACAGACAGUGUGCGCCGAGCUGGUGGCCGCUUGGCCGGGGCCGGCGACAGUAAUCGAGGAAUACCUCAAUAAUGACAUUGAAGACGACAACGAUAACGAGUACGAUAUGGAUGGUAGCAACAGCAAUUUAUUCGGUCGUCAUAAAUCAGUGCCCGUCAAAAUACAACAGAAUCUAAACAGAGCGGUUCUGUUCACUGGUGCCGUCCCCUACGCCGCGGUGCGAGCAACAUACGAGUGCAAGAUGAGCUUGUACCGUGAAGCACAACGCCAACGAAGGAAACGUCGGCGGCAACAGCAACGGAAACGGAUUGGCAAGAAAUCUUCUCUGGGCGCUGCCCUAUCCGCAUCACUGACAGCUYUGUUCGUGGGUGGAAAAGACUCUGCCACGUCGUCAGACUGUGGAGAUAACGGUUAUUAUUACGGUUCUACCUCUUCCACCAAUGCUACUGUCGCGGACGCCGAUCGUAUCGAGUACGUGACAGUGCGUGGUUGCCGGCCAAGUUAUCAUAAUGACGAUAGCGACGAUAGUGAAUUAUCAUCGGACGAUGAAAACCGAGACGGCGACGAUUUAGACUACGGCGACGUCAGUGGCGACGGGGACGACCCCUACGACUACACGAAGGGUCUGGCACAGAUGGCAGUCACGCUCGCACCAAUACAGAGAGUGGAGGCAAUMACUACUUCGGAUGUCGAUGGUAAUUCAGAAUACCACGUCCAUCACCACCAUCAUCACUAUCACCAUCUCCAUCRCCAACAGUACUGCCGUGGAGAAGAGGACGAUUACGGAGACGCUGGAUACGAUCAUGACCCUGAUAUUACCACCAGCGCUUAUUAUGACCACACUAAUAAUGAUUACGCCCCAGAGAUUGGUUACCAAAAACAGCAGCUCGAGCCCUACACUAGAACGACCACUGCUUCUGAACCCGGUGACUUCUAUGAUUAUGGGUGGGACUAUGAAACAGCAACCAGUAGCGAGCAACAGACACCUCAGACACCAUCUUAUUAUUAUCAACAGCAACAGCAGCAACAACUUGAGCGUCAACGACGCAAAGAUGGCAGACCGAGACGACUCAGUGACCCAUGCUCGACUUCUGUUUUUGACCAAAUGGAUGACGAUGACCGCCGUAUAGAGCAAUAUCACCAAAACUAUCAACAACAGCACGAGAUCAAUAAUUACAACAGCGUGUGUGGAAAGAAAAGUUGGCGAAAAAAACAGUAUGUCUACAAACACCGAUUACAACAAAAACCGAAUAGUUAUGGAAGUGUAAAAGGAUUAUCGUCGAUCGCAUUGACGCCAGGCAGAUCUGGAAGAAUGCAGCAUCCACAUCGGGCCUGGUCUGAGAGCGAUGGGUUGGAUCAGUGUGGUGGUAGCCUUGCUCAACAAUAUCGAAAUCUGCAAAAACCUCAAUUGCUACCACCCCCACCUAUACCUUAUUAUUGUGCUGCAGAAGCGGCCGCAUCGGGUUUUGUACAGUACGUGCACAAGAAUCCUGGUGGCUGGUGGACACGAACUAAAAACAAGCGACGUAGAAGACGGUAUAGGAAUAUAAAACGAAAGCCAAGUGAAAAGACUACUUCAAUCGUAGAUCGCCAUCGAAGUUCUAGUGCUGGUGGAAAUGGCUGUACCAUUACUGAUGAUGAGAAUAGUGACGGUUCAGGUUCGGGAUCAAACUCUGACCAUGGUGAAUACAACUCUGAUGAACAAGAUAGUGAUGGUGAAUUUAUUGGCAUGCUUGCUGCUGCCGCGGCUUUUGGCCAAGACCCUGACCGAGAAUGGUCACAAUUUGGAAAUGCUGGUGACCCUGUAGCUGAUUGGGACAAAUAUGACUUUGAGAGUGACUCAUCAUUAGAACAGGAAGAUGAUGAUAUGGUUGAAUGGACCACCGAGAUUAUGGCCACUGAUAUGAGGCGUAAACAAUCACAUCAAAACUUAGCUAUACCGUCAAGGAUAGUACACGAUAAUUAUUUACAUUUUUGUGAUGCACAAUCACUGACACCUGUCUUUACAAACCGUCAACUACAUCAUCAAUCAAGACAGGAACUCAUUGGUCAUCAACAGCAAUUCAAUCGGCCACUACCGCUACCACAAUUCCGACCUCAGCCACUUGAACCUCCUCCACCUCCACCUGCAUUGAGCGUCGCAUUUACUGCAGUAGCUUGUCCAUGGUGGACAGUGCUAGAAGACGUACUGCACGUGAAUGCCAAAACUUCUGGAGAUCCGUCGUCAUCAAAUAAAACAGGCAUGUGGUUACCUCUCUUGACGUUUGAUUAACUAUAAACCGCAUUAAACCACUUUAUUAAAGUUGAAUUCAUCGAUAAAGAAAAUCAAUGAAAUAAAAAUAUUUAAUUUGGUGAAUUCGUUGAAAAUCACCAAUCAUGCCCCUGAGCUGCGGUGGCGUAAACUUCACUACUUUCUAGACGACUGUAAAUAUAAAUUAAACAUGUUUCCAUCAUGGAAUUUAAAUUUUGUCCUAUUUGAGAAGCAAGAAGAACAUGGUGGAUAAACAUUGGACAGCGAGUAAUUAGUUUAUCAAUUAUUGAGCUUUUACAAUAUGUAUAUAAGUAAUUUGUAUAUAAAACUGUAUUGAUAAA